AUGCUUUCCCUUGAGGGCAAUGUGAAAUUGACAGCAAUACCCGACUCGUUCUUUGAUGGAAUUCAAAAUCUUCAAGUUGUAAAUUUGUCAAACACCAGAAUUAGGAUGCUGCCAACAUCGUUUUUUGGGCUGAGUAAACUUCAAGCAUUAGUCUUACGCGAUUGUCCCCUUUUCAUGGACCUCCCGCCUGAAAUAGGAGAUCUAGAGCAUCUUGAGUUGCUUGAUCUUCAAGGCACGGAUGUUAAUAACCUCCCCAACGAGGUUGGGAAAUUGGGUUUUCUCAAGAUAUUGCGAGUCUCCUUCUACGGCCCGGUUGAAUGUAUCAAGCAAGUGAAGCUUUCACAGGCACUGUUAUCUCACGAAACCAUAUCAAGCCUCCUUUUACUAAAUGAGCUAAGCAUUAGUGCUCGGCCAGGUGAUCCUAGGUGGAAUAACAUUGCUGAAUCAGUGACUGAGGAGGUGACUUAUUUGAAGGGGUUGAUUAGUCUUCAUUUCUACUUCCCAGAUGCAGAUAUCCUGGAGCUCUUUAUCCGAAGAAGCGCCUCAUGGACUCUAAAAUCCUUGACCAAGUUCAAGUUCGUCGUUGGCCUUAACAUCUUCCACAUUGUGUCAGAAGUCCCAAAAGAGGUGGAAUUCGACUAUGACAAAGAAGACCGGUGCUUGAGAUACAUGAAUGGUGAUAGUACAAUACACGAUGCAAUUGUAAGAGUUCUAAAUCGUGCCUCUGCAUUCUACUUAGACAAUCACUUCACAGUAAACAGUCUUUCAGAGUUUGGGCUUGACAAUAUGAAGGAAUUGAAAUUUUGUAUAGCGACGGAAUGUCCAUGUAUUCAGGUACUUGUCGAUGCCAACAACGAUGCUGAAAGUGUUUUACCGCUUUUGGAACGACUGAGUAUGCAUUGUUUGUGGAACCUGAAAAGCAUCUGCAAGGGUUUGGUGCCUCGAGGAAGUUUCAACCGGCUGAAGUCCUUGUCAGUUCACAAGUGUCCUAAACUGACGUAUGUCUUCACGGAGACCUUGCUUGAUCAUUUUUCCAAUUUGGAAGAAUUGGUAGUUGAAGACUGUGAAUCUGUCAAAGCGAUAGUAAAAACAGAAGCGGAUUCAGAUGAAGGAUUUUCUGCAUCGCUCACCGUAUUGAAUGUAAUGACGGUUAAGCACCUGCCCGAGUUGCGCAGGAUUGGGAAUGGACCAUGGUCAUUAUUGGAGCAAGUCAACAUAUACAACUGCCCAAAGUUGAAUCUGGGUGAUUUUUUCCGGUCAGCCGGUGCUGUGUGA
Messenger RNA from Rhododendron vialii, 1275 nucleotides. Its product is annotated as disease resistance protein RUN1-like. The transcript has a single exon. Gene Ontology annotation, molecular function: protein binding. Bases 1 to 1275 code for a protein of 424 amino acids. NCBI's taxonomy places the organism in Eukaryota, Viridiplantae, Streptophyta, Magnoliopsida, Ericales, Ericaceae. The record is from RefSeq and is a predicted model, not a curated record.